UGUCUUCCAUGAAACUCACCCCUCGAAAUCUCUCUCUGGCAGUGUCUCUCUUUCUCUCUGUGUGUGUGUGUCCGUGGGGCUUCUCUCUGCUCGCCAAACCCAACGAAGAGGUGGGACGAGGGUUCGCGACGGUGCACUAAUUCAUUUGCUGACUGACCGAUGAUGGCGUCGUCGCCUGCGAGCGUGCCGGCUGGAAGCGUUCUGCUGCUGCUGCUGCUGCUCUGCGCCCUGUGCGCCUCCCUGGACUCUGGCUACCGCAGUAACGCAGACAUCGAGCGUUACCUAAAGGAGGUCAACGGAAAAUUCCCCAACAUCACCCACGUGUACAACAUCGGCAGGUCCUCGCAAGGGGUGACUCUGUGGGUCAUUGCGAUCGGGAAACACCCACAAAAACACACCAUCGGCAUUCCGGAGUUCAGAUAUGUGGGCAACAUCCACGGAAACGAGGUUGUGAGUCGCGAGCUGCUGCUCUUCCUGCUGGACGCGCUGGUGGAGGGAUACGGCCACGAGGAGGAAGUGACGCGGCUGGUGGACACCGUGCGCAUCCACCUCCUGCCCAGCCUCAACCCCGACGGAUUUGCCAGCUCUAGGAAUGGAGACUGUGACAGUAUCAUCGGGAGGUAUAACUCCAACGGGAAAGACCUAAACCGAGACUUCCCGGAUCCGCUGAGCCUGCCGAGCUCGGCUCCCCGGCAGCCGGAGACGGUGGCCGCCAUGCAGUGGGCGCUGAGCGAGCCGUUCGUGCUGUCGGGCGGUCUCCACGGCGGCGCCGUCGUCGCUAGCUACCCCUACGACAACCUUAGCGCUGGCAGCGCUAAUUCGUACAGCGCGUCCCCGGACAACGACGUGUUUGUGAGGGUGGCGACGGUCUACGCGUCCAAGCACGGCUCCAUGUACCUGGGCAACCAGUGUGGAUUCAACUUCCCCGGAGGCAUCACCAACGGUGCCAACUGGUACCCGCUCAGCGGCGGCAUGCAGGACUACAGCUACGUGUGGGGCCAGUGCCUGGAGGUGACACUGGAGGUGAGCUGCUGUAAGUUCCCUCCUGCGAGCAGCCUGCCGGACCUGUGGCAGGAGAACCGCGCUGCCCUCCUCGCCUACAUCAAGCAAGCACACCUGGGGGUCAAAGGUCGCGUGCUCGACAGUAAUGGCAACGGGGUGGCCAAUGCCCAGGUGCACGUGGUUGGACGCGCCAACAUCCUCCCCUUCAACACGACCGCGGACGGGGAGUACUACCGCCUGCUGUUGCCUGGCCAGUACACCCUGCAGGUGACCGCCAACGGCUUCCAGCCGUUCUCGGUGUCGCUGCUGCUGGAGGACGGCACGGAAAGCUACGCGGCUACAACGUUCGACCUCAUGCUGACGCAGUCGAACGCGGUGCCGGCGGUGAUCGCCAAGGACGGCAAGGCGGCCGCCGCUGCCGCCAGGCCUUGCCACCCCCUCUUCCCACUCGCUGCCGCUACCGCCGCCGCACUCGCCCCCGUGCUGCUCGCUCGGUGGCACGCGUGACCGUCCUUAUAAGUCCGCACGUGGGAUAUUUAUUUGCAGUAAAAAUUAAACGGAGCACAAGUGGGCAUUGUUUGAAAUGAGCACGUAGGAAAUGCAGUCGUGUAACCCCUUUUCAGGUUCUGAAGUGUCAGGGGCAUGUGGGUCGUAGUAAUGUCGCGCGUGUACACAGCGACGUUGUGGCGUGGUUCGUUUGGGCCCUGGCGCAAGGAAUUAAAUGAGGCCCCCUCUGUCCACCUGACAAGUGUGGUGCUAAUGCCAAUAGGUGCUCACAAGCAGCCACUGGCCCUAACUCUUCAAAAGCUAAAUGGUGGGAUUGUUGUCUUUAUAUAUGUUCACACAUUUACUAUACACUUAUAUUGACACACCCUUAUACAUGUAUACAAGUUGAGUGUAUGUGUAUUGUAUGUGUUUGUAUUCUGUAUCAGUGUGCACAUGUACAUUUGUGGAUGUGUAAUCAUGUGGUCAAGUUUAAAGUGAGUACCAUGUGGGAGGUCGGCAGUGACUAUCCUCCACGUGGAAUGGUCUCUACCAUGGCAAUGUGGAAUAUCCACCACUGGCUCAAGAUUACCAGUGCUCAUUUGUGACUUGACUUUGAAUAUUCACCUGCGUAACAUAUUAAGUGAGCACAUGAGAUUUUGUCUGGCGCAUGUUGAAGACUGUGAUUGGUGCAGUAUUGGGAGAAGUAGUUCAUAGCAUCAUCACCGUCACCAUGUCAAGGACUUUACCCAUACAUUGGUGACCUGGUCUCAUUUGUACAGAAUAACUUGACUUGUAGCUCCAUAUCAAGACAACUAGAUACAGAAUCUGCAUGUUAGUUGUGAGAUCCUAUGCUAUUACACCGUGCCUAAAAUAAUUUGCAUCAUUGUAACAUUUUACAUCCAUAACUACGUUUUGUCGUGGAAUUAUGUGCAUAGCAUUUGUAAUCGGCUACGGUCAAUCCACGGCCAGAUAAAGGCCUUCCCAAGCCACUUCCACUUCUCAAAAUCCUGCGAUGCGUCGUUCUCGAACACCUGCACAUGAACUGGUUUAAACUCCAUCUCCUCGUCGACGUACUCUUGGAUGCGUACCGUUCCUUGGCCUCCACUCCGUUAUUAUUGCGGAGCAUAAUGCUUGCACCAACACGAAAUAAGCUUUUGUAGAGAUGUUGAACAGUUGAUCGUUGUUAAUCAUUUUGUGCCAGUAAUUUUCACCUCGAUAUACUGUACCGUCAUGAAACACUGUUUAAUGGAAUAUUUUAAUUCCUGCAAAUACCAAAGAGCGUCUGUUUUCGAGGGGUCACUCCGGCUUUCACGCAUUAGAUGGUGAAUCUGCAAAGGAUAUACUUGUUUAUGUUUAAGCUUUGUAAAAUGGUCUCACUGGAAUCCAAACAUGUCUGAAACGAAACUUUUUUUUUUUGUCAAAAGGCUAGAGAUCGCUGUCCUGGGGAAAAUCUGUCUUCCCACGAUACAUACAAAGGAUCAACUUCUCACGAAAAAAUAAUAUCCCCAUUCUACAAAGGCAGCAACAAUUAAUUAUUGGGUUUUUUUUGUGUGCCUGGUACUGCGCUUCAUUGCAAACCCAUGCCUAAAAUGCACUGCGUUUUGGAUGCAAUAAACCGAGAAUACAGCGAGUAUGCCAUCGUGUGCCAAAAAAUACUAUAGCGGGGACAUGGGUUGGGAACUGCUGACCCCUUCCUCCACAUCCUCUCGUAAGAUAUAUACAGUGGUAAACCGUUUCUGGAAGAUCAAUUCCAUAGAAUUGUGGAUAUGAAAAUGCAAUACAGAUAUUUUGCACAAUUACACUCAUUAAAAUCUUGGCCGUAUUUGUGGAAGCGCGUAUGCACCUUUAUAUUAUAUAUACUAAAACAUAAAUAUAGUUGUCAUUUUGUAUCAAUUUUGUAUCAACUUUUUACCAUUGCCACACCACGGAAAAGGAGACCAUAGAUAGGUGGUAAUGGAUGGGGAAGGGAGCGAGAGAGAGAAUAAUGGAAAAAAUAUUAAAACGAAUGGAAAAACGUGACCAAAUGGUCUGGAAAGAUGAAGAUGGGGAGGAAGAGGCGACUACCUCGGGGCCUCGACGCUGCACAGUGCAGCGUCUGGUUUCACGGGGGCGGCAGGGGGAUGAUAAUUCGGAGUGGCAGUGUCCAACGGAUAAGUCGCGUGAUUUACGGGAGCCUCGAUGUGAUUUGUAUACAGUAUAUAUAUGGAUUACUGCUGUGAAAUGUACAGCAUGCUUGGUAUAAUUUGAACUUUUGCAGAACACAUUCUUUUAAGGUGACACUUGUGAAGUGUGCUCAUUCGAGUUUUUCUGCUGUCUUGGCAAAUGAUUUAUGAGCCCAUUUAAAAGGGGGGUAAUUGAAAACAGGUUUUUAGCAUAUGGGCUUUCCAGUUUAAUUUUACAAAGCAGCAUUUUAUGAAAUAAUACAGCCUUGGGCUGGUAUCAACUGCAUGGUUUCUCAUCGGCAAGCUGUGUCCUCAUGAACCAAUGCCACUGGGUAAGAUGAUGUUAUGAGCAGGAGCCCAUUUGGCAAUAUCUGAUGUUGAAGCAGAAGCAUUUGUAACACCCAUCAUUUCUGAUGAUUAAAUAUUUUUUAAAGGGUCUUUCAAAAAUCCAUUCGUGGAAACAUUCAAUUUUUCAGAUUUGAACCAAAGAACUUCAAUAUCCUUGCUUCCUGAGAAAGCCAAGUGCAAAAUGGAGGUGAACUUAUUUUUUUUUUUGGCUAAGGCCACAUUUUUGUCAAUAAACCCUGCACUCUAAUAAUUGACUGAAUCAUUACGCAGCCUACUCCAAAAAUUAAUUAUGAAUCGUAAUAUUGACUGCGAAAACCUGCAUGUCUUGACGGAUAACUUUGAUAAGAACACGAGUACUACUGAAAACCGCAGUUACUCGAUCAAAGAAGACAAUGUAGUGUCGUGUAUUUUUUUACUGCCGUCACUUCCAUUUACUUGUGAUUGUACAUCACUUGUUUUGCAAUGCUACACGUGUUUACGAGGAGUGUGUAACGUAAGUUUUGUUUUCCUCACCCCACUGGGUAUUGCCAUUUAACACGUCAGCUUUCGCGACCAAUAUCUAUAAUACGAAACAGGAGGAUUUCUCCACAAACCUGGCUUUCCGUCUGAUGAUGCUAGUUGUCAUUACUGGCAAAACGUCGGACUCGGAUUGUAAAUGUUGUGGAUUUGCUCUCCAACACACCGGUGUGCUGUACUAGUAAUGAAGUGUCACGUUUUGCUUACGUGACAAACCUUACUAAUUAGCUGUGUCGGGUGGCGGCGGGUUCAACGGCACAUUUAAGCGAUCUAACCACAAAAAAAACUAUUUUGGAGGGUAUUGCCAUGUUAAUAUAGUUUUCAUCUGUUGAACACAACUACAACAGAUGCGUUAUUGGGGUAUCCCGUAUAACAAUUUUCUCAAGUAGAAAACCAAACUAUAUUGACACUGAUGAUUUAAAAUAGGUGUUUUGGUCGAGGGUGGUGUGGGUUUACUGUGGGUGAGUUGUGGGUACGGUACCUGCUUUACCAAACCCGUCCUGUUUAAGUUGCAAUAAAGCACAGCUUGUAUCUGUGCCAGGCACGGGUCAUUACAGAAGAUGGAAAAAUGAAAAAUAAUUGUUGCCUCUUUUUUGGAAAGGAAUGUGAUGCUUGUGAUCAGAUGGGAUAUGCUCAUGGGUAGUGUUGCGAUUCCAUCGUUGGUAACGGGAAUUUAAUACUUUUUUCAUUAAUCUAUUUGACAGGAGAAUGCGCUGCUAUCACUGCGCACAUGUUCGUGUGGAUCUUAUCUGUCACAGAAGGCAGCAUUGAAUCAUAUGAUGUUACCAGUGUGUUUUAAAAUAGUACUAAUAUGCAAUCAAAAAACUAUUUCAAAUCGUUAACAAAGCUAUAUAUGCAACAGGUGUUAAGGCUAAUGACAUUACAUAAUUGUUGCCUCAUUAAUACGCCAUUUAAUGACUUAAGAUUUUAUUUUAUAAGGAAAAUCCAUUUCUUACAUGCCAAAGUUCUAAAGAUAGAUUUAAUUUAUUACAGCACGAAGGGCCCAAUGAUCUUUUGGGGUCUAUUUCAUGGGUGUCCUGCCACGGUACUGAUGUUACACAGUACAGAUCUUGGUUACUAUCAUACUUACAUAGAUCACAAUACAGACAGCAAGUAUCGGUACAGAAAUAGGGAAUUGAUAUAAAACGUAAAACAAAAAAUACAUGUUAAUAAAAUACCUCUAUGUAAAGAUUUAUAUGGCAAUUAUCCAAAUAUGCACCACGUAAUUGUGCAUUUUUGCACGCUGGCAAGUUGCCUUGAUAUUUAAAAUUACACAGUUGACACCUGCAAGGGACCAAUUUUUUAAAAUGGUUUCUUGAUGAAUUCAGUGUAGUUAAUACAGGUCGUGAAAGGUUUGCCAUACUACGGUAUUUUUGGGUUUCUACUAUUUUCGAAGAUAAUUCACAUGCAGUGUGCGUUUGCAUCUCGGGUGUUUGUGUGGGUGUGUGUUUGAUUUUAUACUUGGCAUGUGUUUGACCAAAUUGUCACCAAAGCAGAGCUUUGCACAUUUUUUUUACUCUUCAAACAUUUAGAAUUUAGAACUACCUUCCAAUGUUAUGCCAUGUGCUGUAAUUUUGUAAUAAUUCACAAGAUUAUGAAUAUACCAUAUCGAUGAGUUUAUGUAACAGAAAUGUUAUUUUAAUGCAUCUAUCCACCAUGGUUUGUAUCUAUAUAUUCAAACUGAGGCCAUGAAUGUACAUACACGGUGUUGUGAAUUACCCUACUUUGAUACAAACAUCUCAAAUCUCAGGAUAACACCAACCGAAUCUGUGACGUGUCAGUUUGCACGAACCCUUAAGCUGUGUUCACUUUCAUGGUGUUGCCACGUGAUAAACAGGUAUUUCUAUUUAUUUAUAUGAGCUGACCUGACACAAUAUGCCGUUUAUUGUAACAAAAAAUAAAACCACCCCCAAAUAAACUG
This is a messenger RNA of Lethenteron reissneri (Far Eastern brook lamprey), 6435 nucleotides long. Its product is annotated as carboxypeptidase M-like. Gene Ontology annotation, molecular function: metallocarboxypeptidase activity; zinc ion binding. The record is from RefSeq and is a predicted model, not a curated record. Lineage: Eukaryota; Metazoa; Chordata; Hyperoartia; Petromyzontiformes; Petromyzontidae. Gene Ontology annotation, biological process: protein processing; peptide metabolic process.